This is a messenger RNA of Prorocentrum cordatum, 175 nucleotides long. The record is from the annotation of a GenBank genome assembly. NCBI's taxonomy places the organism in Eukaryota, Dinophyceae, Prorocentrales, Prorocentraceae.
GCCGACCGCGUCGCCGUCGAAGAUGGAGGCGACGUUGACGAUGACUUCGGCCAAUCGGAGGAGGCGCUGCACGCGCGGGAGCUGGGCCCCGACGACAUUGCUUGGCCAGCCGAUGUUGGCGCCGAGGAGGACGGCGCCAUCGUGCAGGCCGCUGGCGCGGUGGAUGAGGAUGAAG